CAACUUUUUCAUUCCACGUUUCCCACUUUCUUCGCGCGUUUCUCUUUCAAUUCCUGUGUUUGAAAUAUCAGGGAGACCCCAAGAUGUCAGGUCGUGGAAAGGGAGGCAAGGGUUUGGGAAAAGGAGGAGCUAAGCGUCACAGGAAAGUUCUACGUGAUAACAUUCAGGGGAUCACAAAACCGGCCAUUCGUAGGUUGGCUAGAAGGGGUGGAGUGAAGCGUAUCAGCGGUCUGAUAUAUGAAGAAACCCGUGGGGUUCUGAAGAUUUUUCUGGAAAACGUUAUCAGGGAUGCUGUGACCUACACUGAGCAUGCCAGGCGUAAGACUGUGACCGCCAUGGAUGUGGUGUAUGCUCUGAAGAGGCAGGGGAGGACCCUGUACGGGUUUGGUGGUUAGCUUGUUUCCCUAUAAUAAAGUCUUGCUGUCAAGAAGAUGUAACAGUGUGUUUUGUAUGGGGAACUUCUGGUUCCCUCUUUCUCUCCCCCUCACUCCAGGCCUCUGUAGAAGGCUGCUUGCCCUGUAGUUUUUCGGCGCAUUCUAAUUUUCACUGACAUUUACUGAUAUGAAAGUGUAAUGUUCAUUUUUAUUUUCCUCUUGGAUUUUCCGAAUUUGGCAUCUGCAAUUAUCUAUCAUUGAUUAAGUCAAAUCAAUCUGUAAGGGCUUCAAAUAGGGUAGUUGUGGAUUAGU
Amborella trichopoda is the source of this 686-nucleotide messenger RNA. Its product is annotated as histone H4. Lineage: Eukaryota; Viridiplantae; Streptophyta; Magnoliopsida; Amborellales; Amborellaceae. Gene Ontology annotation, cellular component: nucleosome. The record is from RefSeq and is a predicted model, not a curated record. Gene Ontology annotation, molecular function: structural constituent of chromatin; DNA binding; protein heterodimerization activity.